AUAACAUGCUGCCUCAGUGGGACAAAGAGAUGCUAAUGGUAAGAAGGCUUUUUAUUCACACGGCUGAAUAGAAGAGUUCCAGGAACAAUGGCUUCAAAAGUCUCAUGCUUGUAUGUCCUCACAGUAGUUUGUUGGGCAAGUGCUCUUUGGUACUUAAGCGUAACACGUCCCACUUCAUCCUACACUGUCCACAGAACUUACGACAGCAUCUCAAUGGCUAGAAAAAAUGUCUCGUUUGGCAACAUAAGGACUCGACCAAUCAACCCCCAUUCAUUUGAUUUCCUCAUAAAUGAGCCUCAGAAGUGUGAGAACAAUGCUCCUUUUCUCAUUAUUCUCAUCAGCACCACUCACAAGGAAUUUGAUGCAAGACAAGCCAUUCGAGAGACGUGGGGAGAUGAGAACAACUUUAAAGGUAUUAAGAUCUCCACCCUCUUUCUUCUAGGGAAAAACACAGACUCUGUGUUAAACCAGAUGGUAGAGCAAGAAAGUCAAAUUUUCCAUGACAUUAUUGUGGAGGACUUCAUUGACUCCUAUCAUAAUCUGACUCUGAAAACCUUAAUGGGAAUGAGAUGGGUGGCCACAUUUUGCUCAAAAGCCAAGUAUGUCAUGAAAACAGACAGUGACAUUUUUGUAAAUAUGGACAACCUUAUUUACAAAUUGCUAAAACCCAACACCAAGCCAAGACGGAGGUACUUCACUGGUUAUGUCAUCAAUGGAGGCCCGAUAAGGGACGUCCGUAGUAAAUGGUACAUGCCUAGAGACUUGUAUCCAGAGAGUAACUACCCGCCAUUUUGCUCGGGCACCGGCUAUAUUUUUUCAGCUGAUGUAGCAGAGAUGAUUUACAAAACCUCCCUCCAUACUAGACUUCUUCAUCUUGAAGAUGUGUACGUGGGACUCUGUCUGCGGAAGCUUGGCAUUCAUCCUUUCCAAAACAGUGGCUUUAAUCAUUGGAAGAUGGCUUACAGCCUGUGCAGAUAUCGACGUGUUAUCACAGUGCAUCAGAUAUCUCCUGAAGAAAUGCACAGAAUCUGGAAUGACAUGUCAAGCAAAAAGCAUCUCAGAUGUUAG
Molecule: messenger RNA, 1068 nt
Organism: Gekko japonicus
Lineage: Eukaryota; Metazoa; Chordata; Lepidosauria; Squamata; Gekkonidae
Gene: B3GALT1
Product: Beta-1,3-galactosyltransferase 1
Exons: 1
Coding region: 88-1068 (326 amino acids)
Cellular component (GO): membrane
Molecular function (GO): N-acetyl-beta-D-glucosaminide beta-(1,3)-galactosyltransferase activity
Source: RefSeq, a predicted model, not a curated record